AUGUUUGUAUGGCUGUUGUUAGUCACAGCAUUGCUGGCUCUGGCUGUAUACAGGUUCAGAAGAAGGAAUAUGUAUCGGCUAGCCUCACUGCUACCAGGUUCUGAUCAUGAGCUUCCUUUGGUGGGAAUUGCUUUUGAUCUUGCUGGGAAUACUGAAAAUGUUAUGCAACAACUCAUAACUUACAGUUACAUAGCGAUGAGAAACGGUGGACUGAUGAGGGCGUGGUGUGGACCUAUUUUAUUUAUCGUUAUGGUUGAUCCGGUAGAUUUGGAGUUCGUAAUGAAGCACUGCUUGGAGAAGGGUAAUUUACAUAAGUUUUCAAGAAACGUCAUUGGCAACGGUGGGAUCUUUGCACCAGUUUCAAUUUGGCGAAGGCGUCGAAAAAUCUUAGUGCCGACCUUCAGCCCUAAAAUAGUUGAGACUUUCGUGGAAGUGUUUUCGAAGCAAAGCGAGAAACUGGCUAACAUCCUGGCCAGUUCUGCUAACAUUGGUGAGGUCAGAAUGUGGACUUUUCUUAGCACAUACACACUGGACUCUGUGUGCGAGACCACAAUGGGAGUGAAAAUAAAUUCACUAGAGAACCCCGACACUCCGUUUCUCGUUGCGAUGACCAACAUGCUGCAUUUAGUAUGCGAACGAUUCUUCCACAUUUGGCUGCAGCCGAACUGGAUGUACAGACUUUUCCCUCAACAUAAGAAGCAUGAUUAUUAUUUGAAAAGUGUGCAUAAUUUUGCUGACGAGGUGAUAAAAAAGAAAAGGGAAGAAGUAAAAAAUAAUACUCAGAACGAAACGGAAACCAAAAGUGAAUUUGAUUUAAGUAAUUAUCAAACAAAAACGUUCCUCGAUCAUUUAAUAAAACUUUCUGGUGGUGACGAAGGGUACACGAACGUAGAACUGAGGGAGGAGAUACUGAUGUUGGCGGUAGCUGGCACUGACACUUCUGCGGUGGCUGUCGGGUUCACUAUGAAGCUGCUAGCGAAGUACCCUCACAUACAAGAGCAGGUUUAUCAGGAGUUGCACGAAAUAUUUGGCAAUUCAGAUCGUCGUUUAGUAAAAGAGGACUUGCCAAGGCUGAAAUGUAUGGAUAGAGUGGUGAGGGAAACCAUGAGACUGUUCCCACCGGUGCCCCUGAUCGCACGACAGGUCGUAGAGGACAUAAAGUUACCCUCAGGUCACAUACUUCCCGCUGGGGGUACAAUAUCAAUCUCCAUCUGGGGGGCACACCGGGACCCCAAGUACUGGGGUCCGAACGCCGAAGAGUUCGACCCGGAUAGGUUCCUACCUGAAAGGUUCAACCUGACUCACCCGUGCAGUUUUAUGCCGUUUAGUCAAGGACCAAGAAACUGUGUAGGUUACCAAUACGCGAUGAUGUCGAUCAAGACUGUAUUAUCAGCUGUUCUCAGAAGAUACAAGCUCGUAGGGGAACCUGAGGAAACCAAAAUUCCCCAUAUUCGUGUCAAGGUGGAUCUAAUGCUGAAAGAUGUUGAUGGCUUUAAGGUGUGCCUGGAGCAAAGGAAGCUAGUAACUCAAUAA
Messenger RNA from Ostrinia furnacalis (Asian corn borer), 1533 nucleotides. Its product is annotated as cytochrome P450 4C1-like. Lineage: Eukaryota; Metazoa; Arthropoda; Insecta; Lepidoptera; Crambidae. Gene Ontology annotation, molecular function: oxidoreductase activity, acting on paired donors, with incorporation or reduction of molecular oxygen; iron ion binding; monooxygenase activity. The record is from RefSeq and is a predicted model, not a curated record. Bases 1 to 1533 code for a protein of 510 amino acids. The transcript is spliced from 10 exons.